This is a messenger RNA of Encephalitozoon hellem ATCC 50504, 1218 nucleotides long. RefSeq lists its product as uncharacterized. NCBI's taxonomy places the organism in Eukaryota, Fungi, Microsporidia, Unikaryonidae. The record is from RefSeq and is a predicted model, not a curated record. The coding region runs from base 1 to 1218 and encodes 405 amino acids. Gene Ontology annotation, molecular function: protein binding. The transcript has a single exon.
AUGGGCGAGAAAUAUAAACUAUCGUCAUUAGGAAGCGAUGAUAAGGUUCGAAGUGUUGCAUUUACCAAUGAAUCUGAGAUAACUAUUGGAAGCGGCCUUGACGCCGAUGUGAGGCUACAGCAGCCGUCGGUUGAGGAAAGGCAUGUGGUUGUGUACUUUGACCAGAUGAAGAUCCGAGUGUUUGGAGGCAAUGUGUUUCUGAACGAGGAGGCACUUGAGAAGGAGGCGAUGUAUGGGUUCCAGUUUGGGGAAGUGCUGAGGAUAAACAAGUACAGGUUUGUGUUUUCUCUGACCGAACCUGGAGACUUUGUUGAUGAGGACAAGAUUAUUAGAAGGCCGACGAUGGAGUUGAGCUAUCUGAACCAGGAAGGGGAGGGGAAGGAUGCGGCUGGAUGCAGGAAGAAGAUAAAGAUUUCGGAUAGAGGGGAGGAGAGGAGUGAUGCGGUUGUUUCGAUUGCAUUGAACAAGGUUACUGGGGUGAGUGUUUCACUGAGCAAAGAGGAGGCCGAGAAUGUAUGUUCUGUGAAGCAGGUGAUUGAGGAGCAGAAGGAAGCACUUAAGAAGGAGAUCAAGGAGUCGAUUGAGAUGUCUGUGGUUGACACGCCUGUCCUCCCGUCUCUGGGCCGGAAGAAUUCUCGGGAUCUUGGGGAGGUGAUGAUAAAGAAGGAGAUUCUCGACAGCGCUGAGAAGGUUGUUGAGGAGAAGAUGAGGGAGGAGCAUGAGGCAAUAGAUGAGAGCCUUGAUGAGCUGAAGCAGAAUGUCAAGGACAACAUCAAGGAGGAGCUGAAGGAGGAUCUGAAGAGAGAUUUUAUGGAGGAUGUGAAAGAAGACAUCAGGGAUGAGGUCAAGGAGGUCUUGCUAUCGAGCGACAUGAAGAACGCCAUUGCCACCGAUGUGAUAAGCCGGAUUGAGGGGGAGAAGCCUGAUCCUGAGGAAGAGAAGGAGAAAGACGAUAAAGUAAAAGAAGAGGAGGAGCCGAAGGAGAACGAAGGAGCAGAUGAGAAGUCCGGAGGGCGAAGAAGAAGAUCGAGUGCAAUGAAGCUUCUACCGCAGGAUGAUGGAGAGGCGAGUGGAGUAAAGGCGCCUAGGAAGGCCUCUAUUAGAGGUAAGAAGCGUGCACCGGCUGGGGAGACAAGCAAAAGAAGAAAAGGAGGGAAGAAGAGUGAGGAGAAAGCAAAGGAUGGAGAGUCGAGGAAAGGCAGUAAGGAUGAAGAAUAA